AGUAGCUUUCUCCUUUCUCCUGAUCGAAGCAAUCCUUCGAGCCCGACACGCGCACUUUCCUUCCCAACUGCCCAGCAUCUACCCCCUCGCAAUGAUGGCCGAAAAACAAGGCGGUAAAACCCAAAUCAGCCCAACAUCGCCCGAGUUUGCGUAUCUCGAAUACAACCUGCAGCUCACGCUGCAUUCCUCCACGGCCAAGAUCGUCAGCGCGUUCGCCAUCUCGAACCCGCACCUGGGCAAUCAGUUCGAAAGGAGAUGCAAGGCAAGCUAUGCGUUGCUCCGCGCCGGCAACUGGCACGAUGGAGUUAAGGGUCAAGGCGGCGACUCGGCAAAGAACCUGCGCAAGGCCAUCUUUUGCCGCAUCGGCGUUGGACGAGCGUACGUCUCCAGCGAGGCUGGAUUGGACAAGAGGGCCAUUCCAGAUGGUUACGAUAGCUUCUACAUCCAUGACGACGACCAGUCGAACAGCAACUCUGUCACCAGCGAGGGAUACUACCAUGAGUACUAUCUCAAAUCUUCGGCGCAGGUCUUGCCCCAGUAUCUGAUUCACUACGACUACGACGCCAGGCGGGAAGUGGCCUCGCGCGAGAAAUCCAAGUGCGACAAUUGUGAGAAGGAGGCCGCCGUCGUUUACUGCCAGUCCGACGCUGCCAACUUGUGCCAAGAUUGCGAUGCCCAACUCCACGUUUCCAAGCUGGCCUCGCGGCAUGUUCGCACGCUGAUCGGGAAGGGUGCCGAUGUCUUUGGACACUGCCGUCACCACCCCGAGAAGAAGAUCGAGUUCUUUUGCAGCCAAUGUCAUGUUCCAGUCUGCGUCUACUGCAAGAUGGUUGGCAAUCAUGCCAACGGAGAGGCGGCCAAGCAUCAGCUCGUCAGCGUCUCGGAGGCAUACCACACGGUGCUGGAGGAGGCUCAGGCGCACGAUCCGAUUUUGCAUGCCCGCAGGUCCGAAAUCACCAACCAAAUCGCCUGCAUCAAUGCGCGUGCCAGGGCUGUUGAGAAAAUGGCCUGUGUGAUCGAAGGACAGAUUGAGGAGAUUUACAAGAAAGCGAUGCUGGAGCUCAAGACUGCCGCCCAGAAUAAGCUCAACGUUCUGCUCGGCGAUGAAGUCGAACUCAAACGGCAGUUUGGCGAGAUUGCGAUGCUGGAGGAGUUUCUGAAGUACCAGCAGUCUGGCGAGGCCACCCAGUUCCUCUUCAGCUGGGUCAGGCACCAGCAGCUCCGCUCCGAGCUGCACGACUUUAAAUUCUUCCGCGAAGACAUUGAUGUCGCACUGGACCUGAAGGUUGUCGGUGGCAUCACGAUUGCGACGGAGGAAAGCUUCAACUCUACUCCAGGGCCGCAUUCACCGGCCGUCCCCUCGGGCUCGCCCAGCAAGUGGGCAAAGUCCAAUGCAAACCUCAGCCCCGUAAAAGAUGACUUUUUCGCAGAGACCCUGGGGACAUUUGACCAACUGAGCAUGAAUAUUGCCCCUUCGGCCGAAGAUCUUGGUUAUGGCGGCUAUGACGACGCCAGCUCCGUCAAUGACGAAUGA
Molecule: messenger RNA, 1534 nt
Organism: Polychytrium aggregatum
Lineage: Eukaryota; Fungi; Chytridiomycota; Chytridiomycetes; Polychytriales
Exons: 9
Coding region: 92-1534 (480 amino acids)
Molecular function (GO): zinc ion binding
Source: RefSeq, a predicted model, not a curated record